GUUGACGAUAAAUACCGAUGUGCGGUAUACGUUACGUAUAUUACAUAAUAGAAGAAUGAUUCAAGUGUCUAUAGAACGGCUCUACUUGUAAAGUACUUACUGUAUUUGCCGUUACAGGCUACAAUCAUAAGGUUUUCCAUGUGUAAUACAGAGUACAAUUUCUCAAACUGACAAUAAUCGUUGAUCUUUAAUCGCUACAUUUCAUCGCGAUGGUCAGUGCGAUACUUUAAAGAUCUCUCAGUGCUAUUACUGUGCAUCCCAGCACAAUUUUUGUGCGUGAUUUAAGUUAUUUUGUUUCCCAUAUAAAUUUUACUUCAUAUCUAUACCGUCUCGUUUGUGCUGGUUUGUGAAAAGCUGCAGUGUUCCAUAAGGUUCAAGGUCUCGCACAGAAACACGGCAAUGACGGAUUCGGAACAAGGCUCUUACAACGAUAUUGGCGUAUGGUUAGAGAAAAGUAAGGACCAAUUUCAUCCACCGGUUUGUAACAAACUAAUGCACGGUCCUGAUGGCCAGUUAUUCGUGAUGUACGUUGGCGGACCAAAUCAGCGCAAGGAUUUUCACAUGGAAGAAGGUGAGGAACUGUUUUACAUGGUGAAAGGCGAUAUGACUUUGCGAGUCCUGGAACGAGGCACAAUGCGCGACAUAGUUAUCAAAGAAGGCGAAAUCUUCCUCCUUCCUAGCCGCAUUCCACACAGUCCACAGCGUUUCCCCGACACAGUGGGAUUGGUGAUCGAGCGUCAACGUCUUCCGGUUGAAAAAGACUGUCUUCGCUAUUUUAUGGACAACUCCGUCCUUCCAUUAUGGGAACGCUGGAUCCAGUGUACCAAUCUCGGAACGCAGAUUGCCGAGCUGAUCAAAGAGUAUUUUGCUUCACCAGAACACCGCACCGGCAAACCGACCAGCUCCGAACACUUCACUCCGCCGCCUUACAUUCCGGAUUCGGAAAGGCGACUUGGCGAUCCGUUCGUUCUGAACCAGUGGCUGGAAGAGAAUGCGGAGAGAAUUGAGAAACAGCGCGUUGUCAGUAUUUUUGACCAUGAUUAUCAGUCAAAGGUAGUCGUUGUCGGCGGAACAGACGCCACUGACUUCGCAGCCAAUCAGAACGCGGAACGGUGGAUUUGGCAGAUACGAGGAAGUGCGAACCUGCAGUACGAUUUAUCAGCCAAUGGUGAUGAAUAUUUUCUGCAAAUGAAUAGCUCAUUUCUGAUCAAGAAAGGCCAGAGUUUCGUUUUGAAACCGAGACAGGAAGAGGACGAGCGAAGCUACAGUUUGGUAGUGGAAAUGGAUCCUAAGCAAGGUCGCUGGGGCCACCAGAUUCUGUGAAUCAGAAGUAGCCAUUGGCGCUCAAAGUAGUAAAUGGCUAAACUAAAUGCAACAUACUACUACUCUUUUCCCCCUUUUUUUCCUUAUUUAAAGUCGUUCAAUACCGCAUUGCGAUCACAAGUUGCUCCAAAAUUACUGUGAGUAAAAUGCUGUAAAUCUUUACCACAUAUGCUCUGUCAUAUUAUUUGAUUUUAUUUUGUCACUGCUUGACCCAAGGAAACCGAUUUCUGGA
Paramacrobiotus metropolitanus is the source of this 1555-nucleotide messenger RNA. Its product is annotated as 3-hydroxyanthranilate 3,4-dioxygenase-like. Gene Ontology annotation, molecular function: 3-hydroxyanthranilate 3,4-dioxygenase activity; iron ion binding. Gene Ontology annotation, cellular component: cytoplasm. Lineage: Eukaryota; Metazoa; Tardigrada; Eutardigrada; Parachela; Macrobiotidae. Gene Ontology annotation, biological process: 'de novo' NAD+ biosynthetic process from L-tryptophan; quinolinate metabolic process. The record is from RefSeq and is a predicted model, not a curated record. Bases 400 to 1323 code for a protein of 307 amino acids. The transcript is spliced from 3 exons.